GUUGUCCAACAUUUAAGAGUACUUGAGUUUUACAUGCUAUGUUACCUGGCAACGAGUUUCCAAAUGGAGGAUUAGAAGGAGAAAUCAGAACUAUCAACACGAUAAAUAGUUUCAUCUGUAGACGCGUUAAAGAGUAGACAUGGCUGUAGCAAACACAGAACCUGUUUUGAAAGAGUGUGAUUUGAAACACUGCCUGCCUCAAAUAUAUAAGGCCCUGUUGACAGCUUCAUGCCUGUCAUGUCCCAGUGACCCAAUACAGUUUCUGAAAAACACUCUCUUGGCCUUCCAGGGACAUGAUAGUCUUCAGGAUGUAGACUGGCACAAGUUUGUUGUUGAUGCCAAACAGCUCACUGCAACAACCACCUCUCUGACAUGUAGGACUGUGGACACAGCCUAUAUGGAUCCAGAUGACAACAUGCUGUCCUUUUGUCUAUUUGAGAAGGCCUACACCUGUUACAGGAAAAGUUUAACAAGUUCUUACUUCAGGAAGUGGAAGAGGUUCACUGCACAGAGCAAGAGAGACACCGUAGAGCUGGCUCUUAAGAUGGACGAGACAAAGAGGCACUUUGAGAGGAAAUGCCAGCGGGUUGCACUCACCAAAUGGUUGAACUGGGCAAAGUUACGCAAGAAGAAACAGGCCGCUGCCACUGAGAAACUUGAGAGACUUAUAAACGCUUGUCGUCUUAAGCGCAUCAUAGCUGCAUGGUGUAAUGUUGCAAAGGACUCAAAGAGGACAAAAGAGUACUUUAAGAAGUUGGAAAUGGGUUUUAUAGAGAUCAGCAACAAAGACCAUCAGAUCGGAUGUGAUGGACUCUCAGUGCUCCCUAGCAGCCUCUCAUUGAAGAUCUUUCAGUAUCUAGAACUACGAGACUGGCUGAAUUGUGCCAAGGUGUGUUGCACAUGGAAAGCUAUCAUCCAGUCAGGCACACUGUGGAGUCAGAUCAACUUCUCUGUAGAGAAGGACUGGAUAACAGACAGCACAAUGAAGCAGAUUCUGCAGAACUACAGCAUAUUUGUGACUCAUCUUAACUUGCGGGGCUGCACAUCACUUACAUGGCCCAGCUUGAAAUGUAUCGUUGAAUGCAGAGAUCUCCAGGAGCUCAAUGUAUCAGAGUGUUUUAAUGUCACUGAUAUGAUGGUUCAGAGGAUUGUCGAGGGCUGUCCCUGCCUGCUCUACUUGAACCUUUCCUGCACGCUUGUAACAAACAACACUCUAAGAGAACUGUCCAGGAACUGUCUCAACCUUCAAUACCUGAGUCUGGCCUACUGCUACAGAUUCACAGAUAAAGGCUUUCUGUACCUGACCACAGGAAAGGGCUGCCACAAACUCAUCCACCUCAACCUGUCCGGCUGCACUCAGAUGACAGUAAAUGGGUUCAAGUACAUUUCUACUGGAUGCCCUUCACUGAAAGAGGUGGUGAUCGAUGACAUGCCCACACUUUCAGAUAGCUGUGUUGUGGCACUACUUGCCAGAUGCCACUGUUUGUCUGCCAUUUCCCUGUUGGAUGCUAGUCAUCUUUCCGACGUCGCCUUCAAAGCCAUCGCUGAAGUAGCCACGCUGAAGACUUUCAGCACAGAGGGUAACAACCAACUCUCAGACGUCAGCUGGAAGGCUCUGUGCAGCAGCUCACAAGGCCUCCGCAGACUCCACGCUGCAGAAUGUCCCAGAAUGACCGACACCAGUCUCAAAUCUGUAGCCACCCUCAAGAACCUGCAAUACCUGGACAUCUCACUUUGCAACAAGGUGAGCGAUGUUGGGAUUAAGUACUUGACUGAAGGCUCCUCAGUCACCAAACUGCGAGAGCUGAAUAUCAGUCACUGCAGUUACAUCACUGACAUCUCUGUCAUGAGGAUUGCUCAAAGGUUGUGUAAACUGCACCAUCUCAACUUGAGUUACUGUGAGAGACUGACUGACACAAGUCUGGAGUGGCUGAGUGGCAGCUCUAUCUCCUCUCUUGACAUCAGCGGUUGUAACAUCCAGGACCAGGGGCUGGCUGCUGUCGAGGGAGUUCGCCUGAGGAAGUUAGUUCUUGCUGAGUGUGUCUACAUCACAGACAUUGGCAUAGAGAAACUAUGCAAGAACGUGAGAGAUCUGGAACAUGUUGAUGUGUCUCACUGUGUGGCUCUGUCUGACCCGGCUAUCAGAGCCAUUUCAUUUUACUGCAGAGGUCUGGUCACACUGCAGAUGGCAGGUUGUCCCAAGAUGACAGAUAUGGCAGUGCAGUAUCUGACAAGUGGAUCUCAGUACUUACGAGAGCUUGAUGUGAGUGGCUGUGUUCUUCUCACAGACCGCACGCCUCGACACUUAGAGAGGAUCUGUCCUCCGCUCUGCUCCAUCACAAUGACCUGCUGCCGUGGCAUCUCCAGGAGGGCCGCCUUAAAGCUGCAGCCACGUGUGGAGCACUGGGAGCACAGCAAUGACUACUCUCCAUACUGGUUCGGGUACAACAUGGGCCAAAUAGUGCCUCCAGUAACAAGACCCAUCAAGACUGAUGACACCUGGGAAGUGGUGGAGAAGCACUCAAUGAUAACAAGAGCAGCAAGUACAGAGAGGAUAUAAACAGGUGUCAAUAAGUAAUGAUUUUGUACAAAUAGAGUCCUGACGAAUAGGUGCAGCAUUACUGACAAUCAUGCCAUAUAUUGGAAUUCAUUAGAGCAUUUUCCACAAACCAUCAUUUGAGAGAAAAUCUCAAAUCACUGGUUAUUAUCAGAGUAAGUUUCUGUUUGUGUACCCUACCUGACUGGAUAGAAACUCAGACUUAAUGCUGCUUCAGCUGAUGCUCUGACUCAUUAUAUUUCAUCAGCUCCUGACAGUGAAACGUCCUGCACUGUUCUGUGUUUCAUAGAGCAGAUGUCUUUUUGACUCUACAUAAACUGUCACAGAUUGCUUUUUACCCAGCUAGACUCUAAUGGCUUUUCCACACUUUUAUACCAGUGAAUUGAAAUGUUUGAUUUCCAUUAUGACUUUUUUUACAUGACAGUUUUUAUAGUAAAGAUAUAUUAUUUCCUGUAUAUUUAAUUUGUGCUCUCUCUUGUGUCUCUCCUGUAACCUCUCAGUUUUAAGUUUGUUUUAAACUCUGAAAUAACUAAGUGAAUGUAAAAAAUCUUACUGCUCCAGUUUUGGUUCAUAUAUACUGUAUUCCUAAUCUCACUACACUGGAUUCCAAAAUGUGGUAUGGAUAGCUAACAGCAAAAUUAUUGACAAAAAUUGCCAUCCUAUUUAGGAGUAAAGACAUGACACUGGUAUAUAUUUAUUAGCAGAUCUUUAUACUUUCAUACACUUGACAAAGCACUUUAAAUAUGGGCUCUUACUCAACCAGUUCAACAGCCUGCUUUCAGAGCUGGUUAAAUCUGAUCAGAAUUAUUUUUAUCUCUUUUUUGUGAUGGUUUAUCUAUGCAGCAUCUGUGCACUCAUUGUUUAUCUUUUUCUUUUUAAAUUAUUUAAUUUAUAUUCAUUUAUUAUCAUUUAUUUAUUAUUACUCUUCUUAAAUUAAAAAGAUGUAUUAUUUUA
Molecule: messenger RNA, 3511 nt
Organism: Lates calcarifer (barramundi perch)
Lineage: Eukaryota; Metazoa; Chordata; Actinopteri; Centropomidae
Gene: fbxl13
Product: F-box and leucine-rich repeat protein 13
Biological process (GO): SCF-dependent proteasomal ubiquitin-dependent protein catabolic process
Cellular component (GO): SCF ubiquitin ligase complex
Molecular function (GO): protein binding
Source: RefSeq, a predicted model, not a curated record